AUGUCGUCCUCGAUAUCAGCUCUAGCUAAGCCCCGCGUAUUCCCUACUUCAGGAUGUGAUAUUAUUGAUGCAAGCGAUAGAGUGGAAGAGGAGACCUUGCCGACUUACGCUCCCGAUAAGUAUUAUCCUAUUCACAUCGGAGACCUCCUGGACGCUCUAUAUCAAGUACUCGUGAAUUUGGGGUACGGUGUAACAUCGACGGUCUGGCUUUGUCGUGACUUAGUUGAUCCUAAGUAUGUUGCUUUGAAGGUCUACGUCCACGGCAUCGAGAGGGACCACGAACUUAGAAUCUAUAACCACAUAAACUCUGUUCGGGCGGAUUGUCCUCACGGGCGCCAUAUAUGUCUCGUUCUCGAACCUCUUGGACUUAGCGUGGACCAAUUUCUAUGGUUCUUCCCUGAAGGAGUAAUGACCCUUGACGAUUUGAAGCCAUGUCUGCGACAGGUCUUGGGGGUAUUGGAUUUUCUUCAUACCGAGGCCAAUGUGAUACAUACUGAUAUACAGCUGAAAAACCUUCUGUUACACGCUGGUGAUCCGCAAACUUUUUCGAAUAUCGAGGAGGGAGAGAUCAAAGCGCCCUCACCUAGAAAAAUGCUGCCUUGGAAUGGAUUACCUUUGCUCAGUGACUUCGGCGAGGCUCGAUUUGGCAAUGUGGAGCAUCACGACGAUAUUAUGCCCAACGUAUACAGAGCAUGUGAGGUUGUUCUAAAAAUGAAUUGGGACUGCAAGGUUUACAUUUGGAGCGUUGCAACUAUGGCCUGGGAUAUUGUUUGCCGUCGCACUCUGGUUCAUCUUGCCGAGAUGGUUGCACUUCUAGGUAUUCCUCCUGCUGAAUUUGGGAAACGAAGCCGGGUUGGUCAUGUAUUCUUUGAUAAUGAUGGCCGAUGGAAAGACCUUGCCCCAGUGCCCGACAUAACGCUUGACAGACUGGCAGCCCAUAUCCAAGGAGAUGACAAGGACGGAUUUCUGCUGUUUUUACGAAGAGCCCUGGAGUGGGACCCUGAGAGAAGGCCAACCGCUAGGGACCUAUUGUUUGAUGCGUGGCUGAUGAAGGGUUUAGACCUUAGCAGGCGUGGUUAG
Molecule: messenger RNA, 1080 nt
Organism: Aspergillus pseudonomiae
Lineage: Eukaryota; Fungi; Ascomycota; Eurotiomycetes; Eurotiales; Aspergillaceae
Product: kinase-like protein
Exons: 8
Coding region: 1-1080 (359 amino acids)
Biological process (GO): spliceosomal complex assembly; regulation of mRNA processing; protein phosphorylation
Molecular function (GO): ATP binding; protein kinase activity
Source: RefSeq, a predicted model, not a curated record